Molecule: messenger RNA, 2240 nt
Organism: Galeopterus variegatus (Sunda flying lemur)
Lineage: Eukaryota; Metazoa; Chordata; Mammalia; Dermoptera; Cynocephalidae
Gene: EXOC3L1
Product: exocyst complex component 3-like 1
Exons: 12
Biological process (GO): exocyst localization; exocytosis
Cellular component (GO): exocyst
Molecular function (GO): SNARE binding
Source: RefSeq, a predicted model, not a curated record
CACGGCUGCCCAGGCUCUUCCUGCCCAGGGCCUGAGUGGCCAGAGCAGGAGAGGGCAGAGCAGCUGGCCCGGGGGGCGGCACUCAAGUGGGCUUCGGGCAUCUUCUACCGACCAGAGCAGCUGGCCAGGCUGGGUCAGUACCGCAGCCGUGAGGUGCAGCGUACCUGCUCCCUGGAAGCACGCAUCAAGUCAGUGGUGCAGUCAUACCUGGAAGGUGUGCAGACUGGUUUGUGGCAGCUGACCUGGGCCCUUGAGGCCAUGCAGGGAAUCCGUGAAGCCCUGAGCCAGGCACAUGGAUUGCUCCAAGGCAUGGCUCAGUUCUCACAGACUCUAGAGCCCCUGAGGGAGCGGGUUGCCCAGCACAAGCAACUGCAGGCCCUGUCUCAGUUGCUGCCCCGGCUGCAAGCAGUGCCAGAUGCAGUGGCCCACACACAGUCCCUGAUUGAUGCCCAACGGCUCUUGGAGGCAUAUGUGAGCCUGCGGGAGCUGGAGCAGCUGCGAGAGGAGACAUGGGCACCCCUGGGGGGCCUGGAAUUGUCAGUCUUCCAGGGGCUGGACCUUCUGGCUGAGGCACUGGGCCAGGCUGUGGAGGCAGCUGCAGGGGCUGCAGGGCAAUUGGCACGGGAGGACCCAGCCCUGCUGGUGGCUGCUGUGCGUGUGGCAGAGGUGGAAGCUGGGCGCACAACUCCCCUGGGGCAGACAUCCCGGGACUGGCGGCAGCGUUGUCUGCGGGCACUACAGGAGGGCCUGGAGCAGGUCCACUUUGGGACAUCUCUGCUGCCUGGGCCAGGAGCCCUAGCAGGGUGGUUGGAGGCUCUGCGGGUGGCCCUGCCAGCUGAGUUGGCCACAGCUGAGGCACUAGUAGCACCCUGCUGCCCGCCACACUACAAAGUGGUCCGGCUAUGGGCUCACACCCUGCAUAGCGGCCUGCGUCACAGCCUGCAGCAACUCCUCACAGGACCUGAGCUGGGAGCUGCUGAUGCUUUUGCUUUGCUGCACUGGGCACUGCAUGUGUACCUGGGGCAGGAAAUGAUGGGGAGCCUGGAGUUGGGGCCUGAGGCUGAUGUGUCCCAGCUGGAGCCCCUUCUGACCUCGGAGAAUAUCGAGCAGCUGGAGGCAACAUAUGUGGCCAAAGUCCAGGCAAAUGUGGCCCAGUGGCUGCAGAAGGUGCUGGAUGGGGAGGUAGCUGAGUGGUGCCAGGAGCAGGAGCCCAACACAGACCCAUCUGGCUUCUACCAUUCACCAAUGCCAGCCAUUGUGCUGCAGAUCCUGGACGAGAACAUUCGUCUGACCAGCCUCGUCAGUGAGUCACUGCAGCGGCGGGUACAUGACAUGGCAUUGUCAGAGCUGGGCGCAUUUCUGAGGAGCUUCAGUGAUGCUCUGAUCCGAUUCUCCCGAGACCACCUCAGAGGGGAAGCAACGGCCCCUCAUUAUGUGCCCUACCUAUUGGCUGCCCUCAACCACCAAUCUGCACUCAGCUCUUCGGUGUCAGUCCUGCAGCCUGACGGGAUGGUUUCAGCGGCCUUGGCUCCGGUGGAAGUCACACUGGACGAGUUGCAAAGGAGAAUCUGCCGCCUGGUGUUGGAGGCGCUGCUGGUGGAGCUCCAGCCCCUGUUCGCGACUCUACCCUCGCGCCAGUGGCUGUCGAGCCCUGAGCUGCUAGACGGUGUCUGCGAGCGGACGGCGCGUUUCUGCCGGGACUUCUGGCGCGUGAGGGACCCUGCCGUCCAUCUGCUUCUGGCCGAGGCAGAGCGCACCGUGGUGCUGCAGUACCUACACGCGCUGAUGCAGGGCCGCCUAGUGUGCCGCGGUGCUGAUGAGCGUACCCAGGCGGCCGAGCGCUUGCGGCAUGAUGCCGCCCAGCUUCGGGAGCUUUUCCUCGGUUUGGGCCUGGAGGAAAGCGCGCACUGUGCGCCGGUGCUACUCGCCCUGAGGGAACUGCUGAACCUCCGCGACCCCACGCUGCUUGGCCUCGAGGUGGCAAGCCUGCAGAAACAAUUUCCCGACGUGAGCGAAGACCAUGUCUCUGCCCUCUUGGACCUGCGCGGGGACGUGUCCCGAGAGCAGCGUCUGGUGGCACUCAGCUCCCUGCAGGUUGGCCCGCCGCCCUCGCCCCCCACGGGCCGCCGCACUCUCUUCAGCCUGGUGCCCACGCCGACGCCCGCGCUGUCCUCCUGCCUCACCUCGGGGCCCUGUGCCUGAUGCCCGGCUGCCUGCAGAAUAAAGCCACGGCCCCCGUA